Messenger RNA from Corythoichthys intestinalis (scribbled pipefish), 1992 nucleotides. Its product is annotated as polycomb group RING finger protein 2-like. The coding region runs from base 224 to 1222 and encodes 332 amino acids. NCBI's taxonomy places the organism in Eukaryota, Metazoa, Chordata, Actinopteri, Syngnathiformes, Syngnathidae. Gene Ontology annotation, biological process: negative regulation of transcription by RNA polymerase II. The transcript has 9 exons. The record is from RefSeq and is a predicted model, not a curated record. Gene Ontology annotation, cellular component: PRC1 complex. Gene Ontology annotation, molecular function: promoter-specific chromatin binding; metal ion binding.
CGAGAGUCCUCACUCAGGCUUGAACGGACACCCCGAGUGCCCCGUGAAAGCAGGCGACAAAAUAAUAUCACGUGAUACAAAAUGGGCAGUCCUCCGACGGGGCUGGAAAAAAGCCAUUUUCUGGCGCUGCUGCAAAUUGUAACCAAGUGCUAAGAACGUAUCUGUGUCUGGGAUCCUCGCUGGGAGGAGAAGGAAGCGUCGAUGUCAAAUCAGAUUUUCCUAGAUGGACAAAAUGCAGCCCAGUAGGAUUAAAAUCACAGAUCUGAAUUCACAUCUCACUUGUCCACUGUGCGCUGGUUACUUGGUUGAUGCUACCACAAUAGUAGAAUGCCUCCACUCAUUUUGUAAAACAUGCAUCGUUGCCUUCUUGGAGACGAACAAGUUCUGCCCUCGAUGCGACGUCCAGGUUCACAAGACAUGUCCACAGCUAAGCAUCAGAGCGGACAAAACUCUACAAGACAUAGUAUAUAAGCUUGUUCCAGGGUUGUUCAAAGAUGAAAUGAAGCGGAGGCGAGAUUUCUACUCGGAGAAUCGUGUACUGGAACCAGGAGAAGUGGUGGAGACGUUUAACAUUGCUGAGGAUGAAAUCAUCAGUCUGUCAAUGCAGUUCUAUGAGAGGAGCAAAACUAACGAGAAGCAGCGUGCAGAGGUGGAUGGAGACAAGUCCAACGGUAAACGCUUCCUGCAGUGCCCAGCAGCGAUGUCUGUCAUGCACUUAGCCAAGUUCCUCAGAAGUAAGAUGGAUAUACCCAGCAACUACAGGGUAGAGGUGUUGUAUGGCGAUGAACCUCUGAAAGACUACUACACACUAAUGGAUAUUGCCUAUUUUUAUGAGUGGAGACGGACUGGACCCAUUCCCCUGCAGUACCUGGUCAAACCCACAAGGAAGCGUAGGAGGCCAUCCCAGUCUGCCGCUCAGGGCCACUCUGAUGGCGUCAACACUAGCCCGACCUCAGAGAGCGAUUCACAAAGCGACAAAGUCCACAGUCCCGCUUCGGCCCAGAUACCUCGAGCCUCGACGCAGUCGAGCCCCGCGCCUCACGCCCUCUCUCCUGCCAACCAGAACUCCAACGGUACCACUGUGCUCAACAACACUCAGCGACACGCUCUCUCCUCCAAACAGGGAACUUCCGCUCGGAAGGUGACCGUCAACGGCACGAGCUCGGCGGCCAGCAAAGAGGAAGCCAGGGGAGAAAAAAGCGCUUUACCUCCUACAACCUAAUGUCUGUGUAUGACAACAGGGAGGACAGUGUUUGGAUUGCUCCCUUCCUUCUACAAAGCAAAAAUGCAAACUGGAGCCUCUUUCCUUUCGGAUUUAAGAGGCAGUUUUCAUCUUUCACCGUGACAGACUGAAAUGUGCAGCCAAAUAGAUACGCGCGUGCGUGCGCCCGCGUUAGACUAGAACAGUGCUCACAUACGGACUGUACAGUAUGUAUCAAGUGUGGGCAUGUGUGCGUACAUAUGUAUAAACUUAUCUUUUAUACAAGACAUUGUAAUCAUUUUGUAUUGUAUAUGCAGUGCUUGUUUCAUUUCCACCUUUCAAUUUGUAUUCCGAUAUCGCCUCUGUAAAACUCGACUAAUUACAGAAGCACAAUGCAGUGAAAAAGACUGCGUCAUUUGGAUAUAUAAAGCUAAACGAUAGCAAUUCUUGCCUCCUCAUGUAAUAACUGCUGUAUAAGUGUUCAGUGUUAUCAAGCACUCAUCAGGUAACACACGUUCAUGACAAAGCCCGUUGAUGCACUUUCCUUUUGUCUGCCACAGUUCAAACCAACAAGUAUUUGCCACCCUGAGAAGCUGUCACAUUUUUUCUAAGCACUUCCACACUCGCUUGUGUCAGACAACCGUAUGUUUGUCUCGUGUCAUUUAGAAGAACUCAAAAGGGAUUUAAUACAAGGCCAUAUGUCAUUUCAUGAAAUUCACCAUUCCUUUCCGUUCCAACAAAAAAAAUCUGCCAUAUGUGCAUGUUUUAGGUCAAUAAAAUGUUUACUACUA